AUGGCGACUACUCAACAGAGGGCACUGUCGACGAAGGAGGCCGACAUACAGAUGAUGUUGGCUGCCGAAGUCCACCUCGGCACCAAGAACUGCGACUUCCAGAUGGAGCGCUACGCCUUCAAGCGCCGCAAUGACGGAAUUUAUAUUAUCAACCUUGGAAAAACAUGGGAGAAACUUCAGAUGGCUGCUAGGGUUAUUGUGGCAAUUGAGAACCCACAUGACAUUAUUGUUCAGUCGGCAAGACCCUAUGGUCAGAGAGCCGUCUUAAAGUUUGCCCAAUACACUGGAGCUCAUGCGAUUGCUGGACGCCACACCCCAGGUACUUUCACUAAUCAGCUUCAGACUUCAUUCAGUGAGCCUCGUCUUCUCAUCCUCACUGAUCCAAGAACUGACCACCAGCCUAUUAAGGAAGGUGCACUUGGGAAUAUUCCAACUAUUGCUUUCUGUGACACAGACUCCCCAAUGCGAUAUGUCGACAUUGGUAUUCCUGCCAAUAACAAGGGGAAGCACAGCAUUGGUUGUCUGUUCUGGCUGUUAGCAAGGAUGGUCUUGCAGAUGCGUGGUGUCAUUGCCCAAGGGCAUAAGUGGGAUGUGAUGGUGGAUUUAUUUUUCUACAGGGAGCCUGAGGAGGCUAAAGAAGAACAAGAGGAGGAAGCACCAGUGGCCCAAGAAUAUGAGUAUUCUGCUUCAGCUAUUACUGGUAUUGCCGAUCAGUGGGUUAGUCAAAUCCCUGAUGCACAAUGGAACCCUGACAUAGCUCCACCUUCCAUUCCAGCUGUUGUUGCUGAUGCUGGUUGGACCCAGGAUGCUGCGGUGGGAGGUUCUGCUGAUGGAUGGGAUACCGUUGCAGCUCCUAUUCCUGGGCCCGAGAUUCCUGUUAUUCCUCCUCCUGCUGCAACAGGUUGGGGGGAGUAG
Ilex paraguariensis (yerba mate) is the source of this 915-nucleotide messenger RNA. The record is from the annotation of a GenBank genome assembly. Lineage: Eukaryota; Viridiplantae; Streptophyta; Magnoliopsida; Aquifoliales; Aquifoliaceae.